AUGAAAUAAGUUUGCAAUUUAUACUAACAAGGGAGAUGUGAAAAAGGGAAGAAAUGCAAAUAUAUGCAUAUGGAAGAAAAAAUUGAAAAACCAAUUUAAUAGGAAUAAAAAUAAACUAAGAUUUAGGUGAUAAAAUAGAAAGAGAUCGUACAGAAAGUACAUCAUCCAAAAAUAUUUAAAUGGACUGAUUUAUCGAAAUUGGCAGAUUCAUAAGAAAUACUUUAAUAGAAUUAAGAAUUAUUGGGAGGAGAUUUCUUCAAAAUUGCAAAAGAUUUGUAGAAUGAUAAGGAGAAGGACAUUAUGCAAAUAUUUCGAAAAUUUUAACAGAGUAUAAAAUUCUUACCUUAACCUUAAUGCAAAUUAUUAGAAUAUUUAAGAAACAAUGAGGAAUUUUAAGUAAUCCUUCGAUUUGUACCAUCAAUUGAUAGGAAAGAAUUAGAAUUCAAAGAAUAAGUAAAAGAAAGAUAUUUUGAAAUUCUCUUAUAAAUAGAUAAGAAUUAUCCGAAAUCAUCAGUUAUAAUUUUGAAUUAAUCACUAACUCAAGAAUUUAAGGAUGUAUUAUAAAAUAGGAUGAGUGAUCAAAUAUUUGAAAAAAAAGGAUUAUUUUAAGGGAUGAGAUAUAUAGAAACUCAUUUUGAUGAAAUUGUUUUAGGUUUAUGA
Molecule: messenger RNA, 660 nt
Organism: Paramecium pentaurelia
Lineage: Eukaryota; Ciliophora; Oligohymenophorea; Peniculida; Parameciidae
Source: the annotation of a GenBank genome assembly